Molecule: messenger RNA, 6394 nt
Organism: Diabrotica virgifera virgifera (western corn rootworm)
Lineage: Eukaryota; Metazoa; Arthropoda; Insecta; Coleoptera; Chrysomelidae
Gene: rudimentary
Product: CAD protein
Exons: 14
Coding region: 101-6313 (2070 amino acids)
Biological process (GO): L-citrulline biosynthetic process; 'de novo' pyrimidine nucleobase biosynthetic process; L-glutamine metabolic process
Cellular component (GO): cytoplasm; cytosol
Molecular function (GO): dihydroorotase activity; ATP binding; metal ion binding
Source: RefSeq, a predicted model, not a curated record
GCUCGCGCUAGUCAACAACACAACAUUGACUGCAGUAGUGUGUAAGUGGUGCCGGUUACUUGGUUUUUAAUAAUUCGCGUUUUCUGAAUUUUUUACUAAUAUGGCAAAUUCAGAACACAAAGUGCCUUGCUUUUUAGUAUUAGAGGAUGGAACAAUACUGCCAGGGGAGUCGUUUGGGGCCCAAAAAGCCGUAGAAGGCGAAGUUGUUUUUCAAACUGGUAUGGUAGGAUAUCCCGAAUCGUUGACAGACCCAAGCUAUCACGCACAAAUACUCAUUCUUACUUACCCCAUUAUUGGAAAUUAUGGAGUUCCUGAAGAAAAGAAAGAUGAAAAUAAUUUGCCAUAUUUUUUCGAAUCUAAUCGAAUAUGGGCCUCGGCGUUGGUGGUUGGAGAACACUGCAACUACCCCAGCCAUUGGCGCAGCACUAGAACAUUGUCAGCUUGGAUGGCCCAAGAAAACGUGCCGGGUAUCCAAGGAAUCGACACCAGACAACUCACCAAGAAAAUUCGAGAGCAUGGUACUAUGUUAGGAAAGAUCGUUUAUCGCUUGCCUUUGCCUGCCGAAGUAUCUAUUCUGGAUCCUAAUUUAAGGAAUUUAGUUGCUGAAGUAUCCAUAGAGAAACCUGUUACAUAUAAUAUAAAUGGAACUCCAAGAAUAUGCGCCGUUGAUUGUGGACUGAAAUAUAAUCAAAUAAGAUGUCUUCUUAAGCGAGGAGCUCGUGUAGAUGUAGUACCUUGGAACCACCAACUAAAUAUUGAAGAUUAUGAUGGACUUUUUCUCAGCAACGGUCCUGGAAAUCCAGAAAUGUGCAAGGAAACUAUAGCAAAUAUUAAAUCAGUAGUAACAGACAACAGAGUGAAGCCAAUUUUUGGUAUAUGUCUGGGUCACCAGCUCCUAUCAAUGGCUAUCGGUUGCAGUAGUUACAAGAUGAAAUAUGGAAAUCGAGGACACAAUCAACCUUGUGUUCAUCACGACACUGGAAGAUGCUACAUGACCUCUCAGAAUCAUGGUUUCGCCAUAGAUACAAAGUCUCUGCCAGAGAAUUGGGAACCUCUUUUCACAAAUGUUAAUGAUAAAACCAACGAAGGUAUAAUCCAUACGAAAUUACCAUACUUCAGCGUUCAAUUUCAUCCAGAACAUAUGGCCGGACCAGAAGAUCUAGAAUGUCUCUUUGACAUAUUUAUAGAAGCAGUUAAAAAUGACGUUAAAAAUAAUAUUAAAGAAUCAAUGACUACAAAAUUAAAAUUUAAGAUUGAAAAACCUAUAACUCAACUACCACUAAAAAAAAUUCUUAUAAUAGGGUCUGGUGGUUUGUCAAUUGGACAAGCCGGAGAAUUUGACUACUCAGGAUCUCAAGCUAUUAAGGCUCUAAAAGAAGCAAACAUCCAAACGGUACUUAUCAAUCCAAAUAUUGCUACUGUGCAAACAUCGAAAGGUUUAGCUGAUAAGGUAUAUUUUCUACCUUUGGUACCCGAAUACGUCGAACAAGUUAUCUGUUCUGAAAGACCUAGUGGUGUCUUACUGACAUUCGGUGGACAAACGGGCUUAAAUUGUGGAAUAGAACUGGAAAAACUUGGAGUAUUUCAGAAAUAUAAUUGUAAAAUACUAGGUACUCCCAUUCAAGCAAUUAUAGAUACGGAGGAUCGUAAGAUAUUUAGCGAAAGAAUAGCUGAAAUAGGAGAACAAGUAGCUCCAAGUAUGGCCGCUCAUUCUGUUCAAGAAGCUUUAGAAGCCGCAGAUAUUUUAGGCUAUCCAGUGAUGGCGAGAGCUGCUUUUUCUCUUGGAGGUCUAGGUUCAGGUUUUGCUAACAAUAAAGAUGAAUUAAAAACUUUAGCUUUGCAGGCUCUAGCCCAUUCUAGCCAGCUAAUUAUCGAUAAAUCGUUGAAAGGAUGGAAAGAAGUGGAAUAUGAAGUUGUAAGGGAUGCCUUUGACAAUUGUAUAACGGUUUGUAAUAUGGAAAACGUAGAUCCUUUGGGAAUACACACAGGAGAGUCUAUAGUAGUGGCACCUAGUCAGACACUCUCCAAUAAAGAAUAUAACAUGCUUAGGUCCACAGCUAUUAAAGUAAUAAGACAUUUCGGCGUAGUAGGUGAAUGUAACAUACAGUAUGCUCUGAACCCCAAUUCUGAAGAAUUUUAUAUUAUCGAAGUCAAUGCUAGACUUUCAAGAAGCUCUGCGUUGGCUAGUAAGGCUACUGGCUAUCCUUUGGCCUACGUGGCAGCGAAACUAGCCUUGGGAGUAUCUCUUCCUGACAUUAAUAACUCAGUUACAGGUGUUACAACUGCAUGCUUCGAACCAAGUUUGGAUUACUGUGUUGUUAAAAUUCCCAGAUGGGAUCUUCAUAAGUUUACCAGAGUGAGCAGCAAGAUUGGAAGUUCUAUGAAAAGUGUUGGAGAAGUGAUGUCGAUUGGUAGGAAAUUUGAAGAAGCUUUUCAGAAAGCUUUACGUAUGGUUGACGAGAACGUUACCGGUUUUGAUCCUUAUUUGAAGCCUGUUAACGAUGAAGAGCUCAAAGAACCAACCGAUAAGAGAAUGUUUGUUUUAUCAGCUGCUUUAAAACAAAACUAUUCGAUAGAAAAAUUGUACGAACUUACAAAAAUAGACAGAUGGUUUUUGCAGAAAAUGAAAAAUAUAAUCGAUUGUUUAACUUGCCUGGAGACCUUCGACCAGUAUUCCUUAACCCACGAGACACUUCUCAGGGCUAAGCAGAUUGGAUUUUCUGAUAAACAAAUAGCUGCUGCUGUUAAAAGUACUGAAUUAGCUAUCCGGAAGCAACGUGAAGAAUUUCAAAUUACACCUUUUGUAAAACAAAUAGAUACAGUUGCGGCAGAAUGGCCUGCUACAACAAACUAUCUUUAUGUGACUUAUAAUGCUGACAGCCAUGAUUUGCAGUUCGAAGAACAACAUACCAUGGUGUUGGGUUCAGGAGUUUAUCGUAUAGGAAGUUCUGUAGAAUUCGAUUCUUGUGCAGUUGGCUGUCUGCGCGAACUACGCAGGCUAAACAAGAAGACUAUUAUGAUAAAUUACAAUCCAGAAACAGUUAGUACUGAUUAUGAUAUGUCGGAUAGAUUAUACUUCGAAGAAAUUUCUUUCGAAACUGUAAUGGAUAUAUAUAAUAUUGAAAAUCCUACUGGAGUUAUUUUAUCGGUAGGAGGUCAAUUACCCAAUAACAUAGCAAUGGAUCUGCAUAGACAGAAAGCUAUAAUUCUAGGAACGUCUCCAGAUUCUAUCGAUGGAGCUGAAAAUCGUUUUAAGUUUUCACGUAUGUUGGAUAGAAUUGGCAUUAUGCAACCUCGAUGGAAAGAGCUAACAAAUCUUAAAUCAGCAAUAGAAUUUUGUGAAGAAGUGGGUUAUCCUUGUUUAGUACGACCAUCAUACGUACUUAGUGGAGCUGCUAUGAAUGUUGCUCAUUCAAAUCAAGAUCUUGAAACUUACCUCAACGCAGCAAGUGAUGUAAGUAAAGAACAUCCUGUCGUUAUUUCCAAAUUUUUACUUGAAAGCAAAGAAAUUGAUGUAGACGCUGUAGCUUGUGAUGGUAUUAUUCUUUGUAUGGCUGUGUCAGAACACGUAGAAAAUGCCGGAGUACAUUCAGGAGAUGCCACAUUAGUAACACCACCUCAAGAUAUUAAUGCUGAAACUCUGUCCAAAAUAAAAUACAUAGUAAAAUCAAUAGCCGCUUCACUAGACAUCAGCGGUCCCUUCAAUAUGCAGCUGAUAGCCAAAGACAAUGACCUAAAAGUGAUCGAGUGCAACGUAAGAGUAUCAAGGUCUUUUCCUUUUGUAUCGAAAACUUUAAAUCACGAUUUUGUUGCUAUGGCUACUAGGGUUAUGGUUGGUGAGGAAGUAGAACCUGUAGAUGUACUGGAAGGCUGUGGUAGAGUUGGAGUAAAAGUACCACAAUUUUCAUUCUCGAGAUUAGCUGGUGCUGACUUCAUGUUGGGUGUAGAAAUGGCCUCCACAGGAGAAGUUGCCUGUUUUGGAGAGAAUCGAUAUGAAGCCUACUUGAAGGCCAUGAUGAGCACAGGAUUUAGUAUUCCAGAAAAAUCAAUUUUGUUAUCCAUUGGAACGUUUAAGCAUAAAAUGGAACUUCUGCCAAGUAUUGCUUCGUUACAGAAAAUGGGUUAUAAACUUUAUGCAAGUUUAGGGACUGCAGAUUUCUAUACGGAACAUGGAGUAGAAGUAAAAAAUUGUAUCACAUUUGCUAGUACGACUCUUACUCCAGAUUACAUACUUUUAGGUGCUUCUUCGGACAACACAACAGUGGUCUCUGAGUUAGCCGCGGAAGCUGCAGGAUUAAAAAUGUAUCUUAAUGAGACAUUCACCACCCUCCGUCUAAGGGACCUUGACGUCUGGUCCAAACAUCUAGCCAAUUGGCCAAAAAGAGCCCCUCUUUGCGUUCACGCUGAGUCUCAGACGACAGCAGCAAUUAUUCUUUUAGCUAGUCUCCAAAAUAGACCAGUCCAUAUAUGUCACGUUGCCAGAAAGGAGGAAAUACUGCUCAUUAAGGCGGCGAAGGAAAAAGGAUUAAAAGUUACAUGUGAAGUGUGUCCUCAUCAUCUGUUUCUUUCAACUAAUGAUAUAGAGAAAAUUGGAGUAACCAAGAGUCAGGUUAGACCAGUUUUGGUAUCCCCAGAAGACCAGCAGGCUCUUUGGGAUAAUCUCAGCAUUAUCGACUGUUUUGCCACAGAUCAUGCACCUCACACGAUUGAAGAAAAGCUUAGUGAGAAAGCUCCCCCAGGCUUCCCAGGACUAGAAACAAUUUUACCCCUUCUACUUAACGCAGUCAAUGAAGGCAGGAUCACUUUAGAGGACGUUAUUAAUAAGUUCCACAAAAAUCCUAAAAGAAUAUUUAAUUUGCCCGAACAGCAUAACACGUACGUUGAGGUAGAUAUGGAAGAAGAAUGGACUAUUCCCGAAGCUAUGAGUUACAGUAAGGCCAAGUGGACACCAUUUGCAGGAAAAAAAAUAAAAGGCGCUGUUCAUAGAGUGGUUCUUCGUGGAGAAGUAGCCUAUGUUGAGGGACAAGUUUUAGUGCAACCAGGCUUUGGUCAGAAUGUUAGAGAAUGGGAUAAAAGAUUGUAUACCACUUCCGUCGACAUGAGCCGACCUUCCUCAACAUUGGCAUUGGACAGACCUUUAUCUCCAUACUUAUUAAACAAUAGCCUUGAAUAUGAUAAUGAUAAGCAGACUAAUGAGAUAUUCUCCAGACUUCUAUCUGGAGAAGGUAAAGUCCACUUUGCCAAUGAAGCACAAACUUUCGAUUCUAGGAUAUUGUCUCCUAUCCCACCACGAAUUAGAACGGAAAGUUUCUCAAACACUGCUGACAAAAAGUCCAAAACAGAUAUUGCUGCGGAUCAGGCACAACCACAUCACAUCACCCAUCAUCAUCCUUGGUUUAACAAGCACAUCGUAACUGUAGACACAUUUACAAAAGAUGAAUUAAAUGAUAUCUUCAAUUUGGCACAAACUUUAAGGGCGUAUGUCGUUAAAGACAAACCUUUGGAUCACGUUUUAAGAGGCAAAAUAAUGGCUUCUAUGUUCUAUGAAGUGAGCACAAGAACGUGUUGUAGUUUCGCUGCAGCCAUGCAAAGACUUGGUGGGAGAGUAAUAUAUAUGGACGAAACAAGUUCUUCGGUUAAAAAAGGGGAAUCACUAGAAGAUUCUGUGGUUGUUAUGGCAGGAUACGCUGAUGUAGUAGUUUUAAGACACCCCGUUCCUGGAUCAAUACAAAAAGCUUCACAUCACUGCAGAAAAGCUUUGAUAAAUGCUGGUGAUGGUAUAGGUGAGCAUCCAACCCAAGCUCUAUUGGAUAUUUUUACGAUAAGAGACGAAAUUGGUACAGUCAAUGGACUUACCAUUACUUUGGUGGGCGAUUUGAAAAACGGACGGACCGUUCAUUCUUUGGCAAGGCUAUUGACUUUAUAUAACGUGCAACUAAGAUAUGUCAGUCCACCAAAUUUGAAAAUGCCUCAACAUGUAACUGCCUUUGUAAAAUCAAAAGGUAUAUCCCAAGAAGAAUAUAGUAAAUUAGAAGAUAUUCUACCAGAAACAGAUGUCUUAUAUAUGACUAGAAUACAACGAGAGAGAUUUACUAGUCAAGAAGAAUAUGAUAAGGCUUGUGGUCACUUUAUAGUAACUCCAAAAUUGAUGACUAGUGCCAAAAAGAAGAUGAUCGUUCUCCAUCCUCUUCCCAGAGUAUUUGAGAUAAGUCCAGAAUUCGACACAGAUCCACGAGCGGCAUAUUUUCGUCAAGCUGAAUGCGGUAUGUACGUCAGGAUGGCAGUUCUCACAAUGCUUUUGGGAAAAUGUUAAGUUCUGUUUUAAAUGUGGUAAAUUGUACAUUCCAUUUUUAUAAAACCGAAAUGAUGAUAAAGAUUAAUUUUGUAUAAAAAA